AUGACAAAAUAUGGGCGCAAUGAGAUCAAUCAUUUCAAACGACAAGGAAGUCAAGAUGAAGUUGAAAGUAUAGAUAUUGUCAAGGGAAUGAAUUGGAUGAUACUGGGAGAUCAUGAUGAAACAGAUCAGUUGCAGGAAUCCUACUCGGUCACUAGCUUUGAAGACGGCGUAGACAACAACAGCGAGAUUUCAAUAGAAGAGAUGAAGUUGUUUGAGGAACAUAUUCAAUAUAUUGAGAAUGAGAAGGAAAAAGCUCAACUAGAAACUGAAGAAGGAAAAACCUGCUAUGUUGAUUGGGAGAAAGGAGUAGGGCCAUAUCUUCAUAGCCAGAGCAAUUCUUCACUGCACUUUGAAGAGUUCCUUGGUCAAACACAAGACAACAUCCUAGAAUGUGAAGCCGAAUGUUUCAAGUUCACACUGAGGCAAGAGAACACUCUGAGCACAAGUAGCCAUGCUGAUUCAAAAUUAUUGCCUGAGCCUGAAGCUGAUGAUGUUAAGGUAGACCUUGAAAUUCAGCAAAGCACAAAUUUCAGCUGUGAAAAUGAAGAAGAAUCUCAAAAAUCCGUAUAUGGAAACUUACAAUCUGGGGUUGAGCUACCCAAUUCUUCACUGGAAACAGAUUUGGAAAAUUUAGAAGUUAAUUGGGUGGAGCCUGUCAUGAAAGUUAAUGUGGAAGCUGUUGAAGGUUGUGAACCUUCCAAACAUGAAACAAAUUAUGAUUCCGAGCUGGUUAUAAGAAGCAAUUAUGAUGAGGAUAUAGACAUCUACGGCGGAUUGGAAAAUGAAAAGGAAAAUGUAACAAAUUCUGCACCAGUCAUCUCUGAAAUUCCCUUAGCAGAGUUGACAAAUAGGCCUAAAGAAAGAUACAGCUACAUGAGAAAGAUGACAGCAGAGAAUCAGGAAAAUGCAAGAGAGUUCAAUCCACGACCACCUCGAUUGCUUCCAUUGAAGCCUGAGCAAGAAGUAGAGGUAGUCAACCUCAAGCAUCAAAGUGUAGAGGAAAGAAAGACAGCUGAGGAGUGGAUGGUAGACUAUGCUCUUCGAAACACCCUAGGAAGAAUGGCACCAGCCAGGAAGAGAAAGGUAGCAUUGCUUAUCGCUGCUUUUGAGUCUGUCAUUCAGCAAGAGCAGUCUACGACUGUGUCAUGA
Molecule: messenger RNA, 1149 nt
Organism: Phalaenopsis equestris
Lineage: Eukaryota; Viridiplantae; Streptophyta; Magnoliopsida; Asparagales; Orchidaceae
Exons: 1
Coding region: 1-1149 (382 amino acids)
Molecular function (GO): calmodulin binding
Source: RefSeq, a predicted model, not a curated record